Molecule: messenger RNA, 2188 nt
Organism: Sycon ciliatum
Lineage: Eukaryota; Metazoa; Porifera; Calcarea; Leucosolenida; Sycettidae
Exons: 12
Coding region: 137-1651 (504 amino acids)
Molecular function (GO): acid phosphatase activity; metal ion binding
Source: RefSeq, a predicted model, not a curated record
UGUUGAGUCGCGACUGGCAGCUGUUCGGCUGGUUAGUCACCCGGAGCUCCGUCAACGCGGGCAUGGAGCUGAUGCGAGCGCGUGGCCGAGGUUGCGCUGACUGGUUGGCGGCGGCUAGCCGAGCUCGCCGACGUGCAUGGCCUCAAUAACCGAACUGCCACCCCAACACCGGCAACGCAACGGCUGCAGAAUGUUGAGUUUGCCUUGUUCGUCCUGCCAAUGUUUCAUGCAAACUGGUAACCCCAAUGAGUUGCAAGUCACUUGGAUUUCGUCAGAUGGGCAGGACCAGGAUCCUACUCUUUGGUAUCGUAGCAAUGCCAUGUCCCACACCGAGGCAUUGAGACAACAGCCAUCAGCCAUCUCAUACUCACCUGGAGAUAUAUGCGGAGAAAGUGAUAUUAAACUUCUCCGCGACCCCGGAAUUAUUUACAGUGCUGUUAUGACGGAUCUUACACCAAACACUGCAUACACGUACUGGUAUGGCUUUGACAACACCAGCUCUGAGGAUAUACUGUCACCAAAGCGAGCUAUAACAUCUCCACAGCCAACAACAAACACAGGGCAACAAACCACAUGUCGUAUGAUUGCCUUUGCUGACAUGGGUGUAUGGCUUGACAAGCACCUCGUGAAUUGGCAGAGCAAGCCUGUUGUGGACUUGAUCCAGCGCAUGAUCAACAACACUGACAAGAGAAUCGAUAUGAUUGCUCACAUCAUUGACAUACCCUAUACAGAUGCCACAAGUAAGAAACAUGUCUGGGAGAAGUUCUUCUACCAUAUUGAGUCCAUAGCAACACUAGUUCCAUACCAUGUUGCCAUAGGACAUGGUGAAUAUGACCACACAAGCACACCGUCGUCAAGAAAAUCCAAGGGAGUAGAGACCCAAAAGAAACCGACCUGGAGUAACUAUGGAAAUAACUAUGCUGACGUGUGUGGUGUUCCCAUGGCAGAGAGAUUUCCCAUGCCCCAGUCUCCAGGAAGCAAUGGUGUGUUCUGGUACGGUGUGAAUGUAGCUAAUGUACACUUUGUCAUGAUCAGCACUGAACAUGACCUCAGCCCUGGAUCUGUGCAGCUCAACUGGUUGAGAUACGACCUCAGUGCUGUCAAUCGGGCUACCCAACCCUGGGUCAUUGUUGCUGGCCAUCGACCACUCUACAACAAUGAGAAACGUCAAAAAGAUGAUGAUCUACCAGUGCAGCUGAAACUGAGGGAGAUCCUGAAUCCGGUCUUUGCAGAGUUUGAUGUCAACCUCUAUGUGUGUGGUCACUACCACAACUAUGUUCGCACCACACCGAUAUCAAGGAAUGGCAGUGUGACAUCUGUAGGCACUGUACACAUCACCGUCGGUACCGGUGGUGCUGAUCUUGGUUCAGGCCAGUAUCAUUCUGUUCCCUGGGUUGCAAAGAACUUGACGACAUUUGGAGUGAUUUCUAUUGAAACCGUGGGACCAGAGAGGAUGAUUGUACAGUUUGUGAGCAGCAGUGGAACAGUGCUGGAUUCCACCAUCCUGAACCUGCCGUCUAAGCCCUCAACAACACAGCCACAUGUCACUGGCAUAUCAGCAGGUAGCAGUGAUUCCCUGCCUAGUACUUACACUGUAGUGCUAACAGUACACACUCUCUGCCUCACCUACAUGAUCAUGAUCAUGACUUGAAGCCGAAGGAAAUCUCGGCUAGUCCUAACAAUAAUUAUGGUAGGACAAAAGCUUUUUUGCUGCAUGCCACAUGCCAUGUGCAUGUACAGCAUAUUGUGAACACGGGAUUUCGAGCGAAAACCUGGCAAAAUUCUCCUAGCAUUUGACCAUAUACAUGUAGACGCUGAACAAUAUUCUCAACACUCACGGAGUUAUACUGAUGUUCCUUUAUGAUAUUGAAGACAAGGGCAUAGUGGAUAAUAUCAGCAGAAUGUUGUGAGUAGAAUUGAAAAAAAUUCAAACUAGAACCGAAUUCUGUACAGUGCAUGCUGAGUGACACAUUGUGACGAUGCACAACAAUGUCAAUUUAUACAGCUCAUUGUGUGUGACAUGGUGAUGAAACGUACAACUUGUGUACGUUACAUCGCUUCUUUGUCACGUUCAAACCAGAAUAUCUGUACUGAUUUCUGUGGUAUGAAAGGCCUCUUUAGGUUCACACAUUACUUCGUCCGCUAAUCGUGCAAUGCAGUUUCCUGUAACUAAGUCUCUAUUCUUCAU